This is a messenger RNA of Epinephelus fuscoguttatus (brown-marbled grouper), 4221 nucleotides long. It is a transcript of the gene nde1, whose product is annotated as nudE neurodevelopment protein 1. Gene Ontology annotation, molecular function: microtubule binding. Bases 255 to 1331 code for a protein of 358 amino acids. The record is from RefSeq and is a predicted model, not a curated record. Lineage: Eukaryota; Metazoa; Chordata; Actinopteri; Perciformes; Serranidae. Gene Ontology annotation, cellular component: kinetochore; centrosome; kinesin complex. The transcript is spliced from 9 exons. Gene Ontology annotation, biological process: centrosome localization; microtubule nucleation; chromosome segregation.
UUGUAUUGUUCGACGUCUUCUCAAGACGGUUGCAACUUUGUGGCUUCUAACUCCCAGAAAGUCCCUUAAAUGUUUCUUAAACGGUUUCCCAUUUAAAUUUAAUCGACAAAGUUUUGUCGGUAGUUUUACCGGCACACGAAGAGGAUUCAGACGAAGAAUAAAGUGGUUUACCUUGCGGCGAACGAAGCUAACGGCUGAACACCAGCACUGGUGUGUGACAGGAGAGUCAGCUCUCCACCUAGGCUGGGCUGGAGAUGGGGGAUCCGGAGCCUCCAGAGUUUGGCUCCCUGGAUGAAGAGCUGGAUUACUGGAAGGAACAGGCUGCCAGGCACCAACAGAGUGCAGAGGAAGCCCAGGAGGAACUGCAAGAGUUUCAGCAGAUGAGUCGGGACUAUGAGGUGGAGCUGGAGACAGAGCUGAAACAGUGUGAGGCACGAAACCGUGAGCUUCUUGCUGCCAACAACCGCCUCCGCAUGGAACUUGAAAAUUACAAGGAGAAGUAUGAGACGCAGCACUCUGAGGCCUACCGGCAAAUCUCCACCCUGGAGGGAGACCUGGCUGAGACCACAGCCGUUAGAGACCAGCUUCACAAAUACAUCAGAGAGCUGGAGCAGGCCAAUGAUGACCUGGAGAGGACCAAGAGGGCGACCAUCAUGUCACUGGAGGACUUUGAGCAGAGGAUGAACCACGUUAUAGAGAGGAACGCCUUCCUGGAGAGCGAGCUGGACGAGAAGGAGACUCUCUUGGUGUCUGUCCAGAGGCUGAAGGACGAGGCCAGAGAUCUGAGACAGGAGCUUGCGGUGCAGCAGAAACAGCAGGUACAGGACAGGAAGCCGUCCCUCAGCAGUGCAGUCAAAGAGCCUUCCUCCUCCUCCUCUGCUUCAUCCACGGCUGGUUUGCCCACCCCACCUCUCACUCCUCCAGACAAACGAAAUGAGGACAAAACCACUUCUUUGUCCUCUAACCAGCCCGCCCCUUUGGCAGCCACGCCUUCCAGACCUCUAGCCUCAGGAGAGUCCUUCUGCACCCCACCGCCCUCUGUCAGCAGAGGUGAAAGCCUCUCAGGGACUCCUCUCACCACGUCAGCGAGAAUCUCUGCUCUGAGCAUUGUUGGAGAACUGCUGAGAAAAGUUGGGAACCUGGAGUCCAAGCUGGCGUCGUGUCGAGAGUACGUCCACGAGCAGACAGCAAGCCGCAGAGGCCAUGCGGGUGGACAGGGGGCAGCAUCGGGCCAGAACAACUCCUCAGAGAGCCAUCCUACUAAUGGCCUCUAUAACAAGGGGCUGGUGAAGAGGUUAGACUUUGGAGCUGGUUCCAAGUUACUGCUGUGAAAGUGAAAACGUCCCCCACCUCGAUCCAUAGUCCUCCUCUGAGCUGCUCAGGGCUUCCCGUCCAUCCAUCCAGCCUGGAAUUAACGGUACUGUGUGUUGCACAUCAGACGGGGGAUCUGCAAAACAUGGACCACACUCACUGGGAGCUGCAGUGAUGCAAAUGGAUGGAUACGGUAGUAUGGAUACUUUGGGAUGUCUGUUCCCAGCUCAAGUCUACAGUCAGAGUUUUUGUUUGUUUAUUUACAGGACUUCUUAUCGGCACUUGCACUUAGCCUAAACUUACUAACUGGACUUGUGCUGCAUGUCACCACCUCACCUCCUUCGAUUUCAUUUGCUACGUUUUUUGCUCAUUUUUUCUCUGUUUUUGCUUAAAAGGUGUAUUAAGACUGAACAUAAGGCAGAUUUUAGUCAAUGAAAGACACAGGUUGCAGGUUUGUGUUGAGAUGAAAAUGAGUCCACUUAAGGAGCAAAUGUAAGAUGCAGGGGAAAAAAAUGUAAUCAUCUUAAAUUUGUAUAACUCUAAUGCAUGACAGGCAGGGUUUUCCACACAUACUGUAGCAGAGGAUCAAUUUCCAGAGGGAAACCCUGCCUGAGUGUACAGAGACAGCAGGAGAGAUAAUGGCCCCUUUUACACUUUGACACAAGUGUUUUGUGUUCAAAUAAAAUCUCUAUGAGAUUUAAUGCCGUUUACACUUAGCCACAUAUAUGCAUCUCGGCCGGACAGAUCACAAAUGUGAUUCCAACGUAUGCACUUUAGCAGUUAACUAUUAACAGUGAGCAAUAACAGCCAACAAACUAACAACCAUCUAUAAACACAAACACAUGAAUAAAUCGUGUUCAUGGACAAAGAGCGUUUUAUUGUUUUAAAGGGCUCCUGAGGUGGACUUUGGUCCAUCUCAAAUGCUUUGUGAAUUUUAACAUGGCUUUUUGUUAUUGGAUCUCCAUCCAGUCUGUUUAAAAUGCAUGUAGUGACUAAGUGUAAAUAGGGCCAAUCACCAAAUAUCUGUACCACCCAGUUUGUUCAUUGUUAAACAGUUUGCUGAAACACUACAGUGGUCAACCCUGCACAUUUAAACCAAAGUGAGAAUUUGCUUCAUGUUUACUUUGAACACACCUUGAACACUGGAAGGGCACUUUGAUCUACACAGGAGGAGAGAGAGGCGGUGUUUGAGAAUGUCUUUAAGUACUACUUUGAAACUGUUAGGACAGCACAGUCAGUCUUGCCUUUUGUUCAUGAAACUACAUAUGAUGGUCUGCUUUUAUACAAUAUGCCUCUGCAGCUGCAUUUGAUGUAUAAGGAGUGGGGGAAAAAAUGAGAAAGUGCCACUGAUCCCGGAGAGAAUGAAAUAAUAGUUGAUUCAAUACACAUUGUAGCCUUGAUAUUUUUAGUAGUCCUGGAUAUUUUAGAUUAUUACUAAUGAAUUAGUUGCAGAAUAAAAUGGACUUGGUAUCUGUGUUGUCACUUGAAGAAUAGAAUUUAGAUUUACUGCUUACUGGAGUCAAAAAACUCUGGUAUGGUGAAGCUGACCUGGAAUGAGCAAGACUCCUGUUCAUCAAGGUUUCAGAAGAACCCUUCUGCAAGCCUUAAGGUUUUAAUGAGCUGUGUUUUUCUAAAUCACUAUUAUAGUCUUUAGAAAAGCAAUAGUACUUAUAAAAAGCACAAUGUUUUGUGGGAGAUUUUUUUAAUGCAGAUCUUGCCAGCAUCUAGUGGCCAUCAGUGGCUCUGCAUCUUAAAGCUGCCUUAAUUAAUAUGUUGUUGUAUGAAUAAUAAAUGAGGUCAGAGAGGAGUUGCUCAUAGUUAUGAAGAGAUUUUUACCAUCUCUGCAACUCCAUCUAGCUUUGUGGCCUGAACUUCUCCUUAACCUGUAAAUGUCUGUGUUGGAAGCUGGAACUUGUUUCGUUUUUAGCGUUGAGGUUGUCAUUUGGGAUGUCCUGAGCAAAUGUUCUUUGGCUCUGAUCCUGUUCUGAGUCUUUCAGUAGCUGCUAUCUGCGGAUACAGACUCUGAUCCUAUUUCUUCUAUUCACCUAAAUGACACAAAAGCCCAGCGCACGCUCAAAGCUACUACCUGAAAAUGAUAUAAGAUAGAACUGAAGCCAUGCUGAGGAAAAUAACAUUUUUAUAUUUACAUUUUAGACAUGACAGCAGAGGAUUUGCAGUAUUAAUUAUAUAUGUACCUUCAUCUGACCUCCCUCUGGCACCUACAUCAGGCCCAACACUACUAGUAAAUAUCAAAAUGGAUGACAGGAUAACAUUAAAUGUACCGAUUUUAAACUUUCCUUCAGCUUCAUGCACAGGAUAAACUUUACACUUGUGUCUCUGCUCUUAAUAAGAUUCUAAUUUUAGAAAAUCAUCAGUAUGUUGUUUGUUCUGUCCAAUACGUUGAUAUUAUGUAAUGAAAUGAACAUUGAGCCUUAUACGUCUAGUCAUGAGGCACCUUUGAGACUGAACCCCUCUGCAGAGCUCUACUUCUGUCUCUCCAGGAGUGAAAUAGGAAGAUGUCUUCUGUUAGCGAGGAGAUAUGAAAUACUUCAGUGAAGGCUACUUGUGUUUUAUGUUAAAAAGAAAAAGUAUGUAAUAGGUUUGACUUGUAGUGUUAAAUACUGUACCUCUACUGUAGGGUCACUGUUGAUGUAGGGUGUAGACUGUGGUUCAGUGUGUAGGCAGGAUUGACUUACAGUUAGCUGCUCAGGGCAGACUGGACCUUUCUUGUAAAGGUCAGCGUGUGAAAGCAGAAAAUAAUUUGAGGUUUGAUGUUUUUUUUGUUUUGUUUUGUUUUUUUGCCUUUUAUUACUCUAUAAGAGUUCUUACAUGCUCACAUACAAAGUGCUAUGACCUGUUCUGCUCUUUGUUCACCUUCAGUGCUGCUUAUGUUUCUGAUAAAGCAAUAAA